This is a messenger RNA of Cynara cardunculus var. scolymus (artichoke), 2066 nucleotides long. RefSeq names its product auxin response factor 18-like. Gene Ontology annotation, biological process: response to hormone; regulation of DNA-templated transcription. The record is from RefSeq and is a predicted model, not a curated record. The transcript has 3 exons. NCBI's taxonomy places the organism in Eukaryota, Viridiplantae, Streptophyta, Magnoliopsida, Asterales, Asteraceae. Gene Ontology annotation, molecular function: protein binding; DNA binding. The coding region runs from base 1 to 1908 and encodes 635 amino acids. Gene Ontology annotation, cellular component: nucleus.
AUGAUUAAUGUGAUGGAUCAUGUGAAUAAACCCAUGAAUGAAGUGGAUAAGAGCUUGGAUGGUCAGUUAUGGCAUGCCUGUGCUGGUGGUAUGGUUCAAAUGCCGGAAUUAAACUCGAAGGUUUUCUAUUUUCCUCAAGGCCAUGCUGAACAUGCUGCCGCCGGCAAUGGCGAUUUCCGGGAUCUCCCAAGAAUCGCGCCGUACGUUCUCUGUGGAGUCUCCGCCGUCAGCUUCAUGGCGGAUUCCGACACAGACGAGGUUUAUGCUAAAAUAGGGCUUGUCCCUUUGGGAAAUCACAACGAUUGUGAUUUCGAUAAUGAUGGUGGGUUUUUAGGGUUUGAUCAUAACAAGAAUGAAAAUCAAGAAAAACCGGCUUCGUUUGCCAAGACUUUGACUCAAUCUGAUGCUAACAAUGGUGGCGGGUUCUCCGUUCCGAGAUACUGUGCUGAAACGAUCUUUCCCAGAUUGGAUUACACGGCUGAGCCACCGGUUCAGACGAUCUUGGCUAAGGAUGUUCACGGAAAGCUGUGGAAGUUCCGGCAUAUCUACCGGGGGACCCCUCGUCGCCAUCUUUUGACCACCGGCUGGAGCAAUUUCGUGAACCAAAAGAAGCUUGUAGCCGGCGAUUCCAUCGUGUUCUUGAGAGCCGAUAAUGGUGAUCUCUGUGUCGGAAUUCGGAGAGCCAAGAGAGGAAUUGGGAGAGGGUUUCUUGAUUCCAAUUCCUCUGGAUGGAACACUACGAUUGCUGGGAUUGGGAAUUCUGGGAAAGUAACUGCGGAAUCUGUGAUUGAAACCGCCAAUCUAGCGGCAGCGGGGCGGCCAUUCGAGGUGGUUUAUUACCCACGAGCAAGCACGCCGGAGUUUUGCGUAAAAGCUUCGACUGUAAAGGCGGCAAUGAGGAUUCAAUGGUGUCCGGGAAUGCGGUUCAAGAUGGCUUUCGAGACGGAGGAUUCGUCGAGAAUCAGUUGGUUCAUGGGCACCAUUUCUUCCAUUGAUGUCGAUGAUCAAACACGUUGGCCGAAUUCUCCAUGGAGGCUCCUCCAGGUAGCAUGGGAUGAACCCGAUUUGCUACAAAACGUGAAGCGGGUUAGUCCGUGGUUAGUUGAAUUGGUGUCGAAUAUGCCAUCGAUCCAUCUUUCGCCAUUUUCGCCGCCAAGAAAGAAGCUUCGGAUCCCUCAACCGCCCAAUUUCCCCCUUCUUCCGAUGCCUUCGAUGAUCACCAACAGCAUUCCCACAAGCAUUCAGGGAGCCAGGCAUAAUCCUCAAUUUGGAUUCAAUCAUCAUCAAAAAUACUUCAACAAGAUCCAAUCAUUUCCAUUUUGGUCCCCAAGAUUCCCUCCAAGAUUCAUCGAAACAUCCCAAGAAACCGAUGAAAACGUGUCUUGCUUGCUAACGAUCGGGAACAAUACCAACUUGAAGAACAACGAUGACGAAAAAGACGACAAAAAACCCAUCUUCGUGUUGUUUGGUAAGCCAAUUUUCACCGAACAGCAGCUCUCCGAGAGCAGUUCUGGUGACACCAUAGCGAAUCAAUCUGAUGGUUCGGUGGUGGUUCAGAAUGGUCCAGUCGAGAGCUCAUCCGAUGAAGCUGGUCCAUGGUGCAAAGACCAAAAGUCUGAGUUUGGGCUCGAGACCGGCCAUUGCAAGAUUUUCAUGGAGUCUGAAGACGUGGGGCGGACACUCGAUCUGGCUACUUUUCAUUCAUAUGAAGAGUUGUACCGGAAGCUCGCGGACAUGUUCAGUAUCGAGAAACCCAUAAUGCUGAACAACUUGAUUUACCGUGACUCGGCUGGUGCCGUAAAACACACCGGAGACGAACCGUUCAGUGAGUUCUCAAAGACCGCACAAAGGCUAACGAUCGUGAUGGAUUCAGGCAGCCAUAACGUAGGACUAUUAGCGACGAAUUAAUGGGUUUCGUGACAUGUACAGUCGUUGCUAAUUCAAAUUCUUACGAUUUUUCUUGUCUUUGUUUCUGGGAGUUGUGGUAAAGGCCCCAUCGACCGAUUUUGAGACGGUUUAGUUUACGGUUUUCUGCUGUUUGCAUUUUGCUCAAUUAAAUGUUGUUU